CCACGGUAAAAACUUCAAUUUUCGAUUUAUGGGAGCUUUGUCGCAAUUAUGACAUGGGUGACGUGAUAAUGUUCACUUUAACCCGGUGAAUAUGUCUUUACCUAACGCCAUGGCACACAGUUCAUUGAUGGUGUUGCUGUUACUUCAGUUUGUAUUGGGACAAACCUCUGAAAAACAUUUCUCUGAUGAUCAUCACAUCAGACAGCAGCAUCACAAUGACCAUGACAUGUCUGUACUGCUUGGAGAUAAGAGCACUGAAGAAAUAAAGAAACUUAGCCCAGCAGAGCAGAGGAAGAAGAUAAUGGAAAUUGUAAAGAAGAUUGACACUAAUGGUGACAUCCUUCUGAGCACAGAGGAGAUUACUCUAUGGAUCCAGCACGUCUACAGAAAAUAUGCUCUAGAUGAUGCAGGGGAGCGGUUCCCUGAGUUUGACAUAAACAAAGAUGGAGUUGUAACAUGGGAGGAAUACAACGCCGUGGCCCAUGACCAGCUUAUACGUUUUGAUGACGACGCAGUUCUGGACGACCCAGAGCAAGAGUCUCUUAGACAGCUCCACCUGAAGGAGAGGAGGCGCUUCGAUUUUGCUGAUGUGGAUGGUGUACCCGGCCUCAACGUAACAGAGUUUCUCGCUUUCACUCACCCAUCUGAAGUGGAUGACAUGGCUGAUUUUGCAAUUGAAGAUGUUUUGAGUGAAUAUGACACCAAUAAAGAUGGCUUUAUCACUCUAAGUGAAUUUAUUGGAGACGUGCGUGGUGAGGAUGAUGCCCCUUCACAGUGGGAGAUCGAAGAGACAGUGCGAUUCAAAGAACUAUAUGACCAAGAUAAGGAUGGCAAGCUGAAUCGAGAAGAGCAAUUGCGUUGGGUUGCACCUAAUAGCUAUGGUUCAGCGAGAGAGGAAGCUUUACACCUGACCAAGGAAAUGGACCACAAUGGAGAUGGGUUUAUUUCAGAAGCAGAAGUUUUGAAAAAUCAAGAAACAUUCUUGAACAGUGAAGUGACAGAUUAUGGCAGACAGUUGCAUGUGUCACAUGAUGAAUUAUAGCCAUGUGCUUUUGUUUUAUGGACUUUUUCCCAAAAAAAUGCAGUGUAGUUUGUUUCUUUUUGUUUUUGUUUCUCUCUCUGUCCCAAUUUGAUAGUAGGAAUGCUAUUUACAUCACUGUGGAAAUUAUUUUCAAUUUGUAUUGUAUAAAUUGUAGCGCAUCUGCCAUUUUAAUGCCACUAACACAGAAAGUGUCCUGUAAAAAUACAAAGUGAAUUAAAGCUGUAAGCAGCGUU
Messenger RNA from Cololabis saira (Pacific saury), 1275 nucleotides. RefSeq names its product reticulocalbin 2 (gene rcn2). Gene Ontology annotation, cellular component: endoplasmic reticulum. NCBI's taxonomy places the organism in Eukaryota, Metazoa, Chordata, Actinopteri, Beloniformes, Belonidae. Gene Ontology annotation, molecular function: calcium ion binding. The record is from RefSeq and is a predicted model, not a curated record. The coding region runs from base 92 to 1042 and encodes 316 amino acids. The transcript has 8 exons.